Messenger RNA from Drosophila biarmipes, 827 nucleotides. RefSeq lists its product as uncharacterized. The coding region runs from base 1 to 723 and encodes 240 amino acids. The record is from RefSeq and is a predicted model, not a curated record. Lineage: Eukaryota; Metazoa; Arthropoda; Insecta; Diptera; Drosophilidae. The transcript is spliced from 3 exons.
AUGACCAUUCUGGCUAUGCUACCACAGUCGAAGAUCGCUCUUCCAGCCCGACACAGUCGCAGUUCCUCUCGAAGCAAUCAAUCUUCAUCUCCAAGCACCAAACUCGUCGACAUGAAGGUUUUCGUCUGCUUACUAGCGGUUUGCAGCAUGGCCCAAGCGGGAUUCCUGGGCGGCGGAGGAGGCAGUGGUCUUAGCUCCGGCUGGUCCUCCGGCGGCGGCGGAGGAGCAUAUGGUGGUGGCUACGGCGGUGGCCACGGAGGCGGCGGUGGCUACAGUGGCGGCUACAGUGGCGGCCACAGUGGCGGCCACGGUGUCAGCGGAGGCACCGUUAAGAUCAUCAAAGUGAUCACCGAUUCCGGAGCAGGCGGUGGCUACGGCGGUGGAUACAGUGGUGGCCAUGGAGGUGGUUGGGCAGGUGGCUCCUCAGGCGGCUACAGCGGAGGCCACGGCGGUGGCUGGUCUUCGGGGGGCGACUACAGCGGUGGUGGCGGAUAUGGAGGUGGUGGCUACGGAAGCGGCGGCAACGUCAAGAUCAUCAAGGUCAUCUCCGACUCCGGCUCGAGCGGCGGCUAUGGCGGUGGCUACGGCGGUGGCUACGGCGGUGGCUACGGCGGUGGUUACGGCGGUGGCCACUCCUCCGGCGGCUAUUCCUCGGGAGGUGCCUCCAGCUUCUCCUCUGGCGGCUGGGCUCCUCAGGGCGGUUGGGCCAAGAGCAGUUGGUAAACGCGCUCCCCUGGCCAACGGCUACCAUUUUGUUACUGUUUAUUACUGACCUUACUUGUAAAUACUUCCCAGCAUUAACGAAUAAAACAAAGAGGGUGUUUAAG